CAUAUGCUGUAGAGUGGUCCCAAAAGUCCCUCUCAUGGCGACCCCCGACUAAGUUGGCUCACUUUGCGUCAGUAUGUGACGCAGAGUUCGUUGCUGUUGUUCGGAGCUAUCUAGAGGCUGCGGCUUGGUCCAUGGACGCAGUUCAACUCGGGAUUUUCGCCAAAUACGUUACUAGAGUGAUUGAAGAAGCGAAGACAAAGGCGCUAUCAUAUUCAUAUCACACCACUAGUUCUAGUACUUCCUCAACGUCAACCUCAAUGUCAAGGACUAAUGGUAAAAAUGUGGAAGUGAAUGAAGACGAUAAACAUCAUGGAGCACGAGGUAGCGGACGAGGUAGACAACGUAUAGCUGUGUUGGAGCCUGUUGAUAUCGGAGAAAAAGUUGUAGAGGUACAGUCAGG
Molecule: messenger RNA, 400 nt
Organism: Amoebophrya sp. A25
Lineage: Eukaryota; Dinophyceae; Syndiniales; Amoebophryaceae
Source: the annotation of a GenBank genome assembly